ACUCACCCACGCGAUAAUACCACCAAACGACGUGCAAUUGUGCUAUUGCUUUGUGAUCCUUCAAUUCGAGUAUGGAACUACAGAUAUCGACGCGGUAAUCCAUCAUCAACGACAUUCGCCAUUAAUUGUUAUCCUCCCAACCCUGCCCGCCUCGCCCUUGCUUCGCCAUGGCUACAGCAUCACCAACCCCAAUGGGCGCCUCCCAUUUCGCAUCACUUUCGCGACGACCUCCUUCGAGACAGGCAUAUAAACAAAUGCCCUCGAGACCACCGUUACACCGAUCAGACUCGGUGCCAGCAGUGGUGCAUGCGCGGGCGUACUCGUUGAACGAUAGCUCGGACGACGAGAUAGCUAUACCGGUCAUGAAGUUUUCUGCAGCUACCAAUGCUCUCCUCAACGAUGCAGCACUUACUGGCGAUCCAUCACCAAUCAGACCGAAGAAGGCUACACCAGAAGCAAAGGAUUACGGGAAGUUCUCGUUUAGAGCUGGCAUCGAUUCUAUCCAGGACAAACUUUCUCCAAUCGCUGCCAAAGUGCACAGUCCGUAUCCUCGGCGGGUUAUCAGACUAAGUAAUGGGACACCAUCAACAUUACGGCGUAGCGCUUCGGUCUCGAGUGCCGUGAAGAGACGAAAUGAGAGGUCGGCUGAGAAGUUGGAAAGUCCUUUGAGUCUUAGUACUCCCGCCCCAGAACCUAAGACGAUCCCGAAGCCAAGCUCCGGUGAUCAUGGAGCAUCGUUCAGUUCAUCCGAAAAGAUGUCUAUAAGAGCAGAGUCAGUACCUCGAGAUGAAGAGGUGGAUCCUGGAUCACAAGAAUACCCGUCAACAGUAGCAAGACCAAAUUUUGCCACGAGUCAAGGAAGCGUGUCGAGGUAUGCGCCGUCGACCAUUGGUCGGACACGGUAUGGUGAAGAUCCAGCUCUUCAAGGUUCGAUGCGGAUCAACAGAGUUGCAAAGGUGACAGGGGCGUUUCUAAAAGGCCCUGCUAGAAGGGGAAGGAGGAGGAUAUCGGAUGAAGAGAGAAGUCCCAUCGAUGAGAAUGGACAAGGGUUGGAUUCUGCUCCAUCAAGUCAAGAACCAGAGAGCCAGGAAUCGCAAGCUCCUGAGUCUCAAAGUCAAGGUCCCCAGAGUCAAGGAUCGAGUCUGGGGCGUAGUUCUUUCCAUGCAUCAAUGUACAGAGACUUUGCAUCUGGAAGUCCUGUUGGCUCGAAAGAUGUACUCAACUCGGCAUUGCGAUCGAAUUCGCCGCCACCUCCAACCCUGAGCAGUUCUCAAAGGUCAGCUACAGCAAAGACGAGCUCACAACAAGCUCAACCCGUUUUCAAGGUCCCUGCUCCUCGGCCAGACCUUCCUUCGGCGCAUGAUCAGGAAAAUGAGGCCCCUCCAACUUUCAAGCGCAACAAGCAGCCGCUGAUACAUCUUGACAAGAUUGAGAAAGUACCGACUCGACCUCAGAGCAUGGAUAUGGAUGCUCUGGUAGGCCCAGAAAGACCAGCGCUGGCCCUAAGAAGUCAGAAUACCCCUCGACGACCAGCUCCUGCUCCACCACCACCGAAAAUGUCACUUCUCGAUGCCGCAACAAGUACUGCUGGAGCUGCAGCGUCUCAGACAAACUCGAAGAGGAACAAGUUGCGUGUGAAUGGCAAGAUUUUUACCCGACUGGACUGCAUUGGACGAGGUGGAAGUUCGAGAGUGUAUCGAGUCAUGGCUGAAAACUCGAAAUUUUUCGCUUUGAAGAAGGUCAAUUUAGAAGAUGCGGAUGAAAACGCUGUUAGAGGCUUCAAGGGAGAAAUUGAUCUGCUAGAUAAGCUGAAAAGCGUUGAUCGAGUCAUUCGAUUGUACGACUAUGAAUUGAACGAGGACAAAGGCACUCUUAGUGUGCUGAUGGAAAUGGGUGAAUUGGAUAUGAACAAGAUCUUGGAAAUGCGACUCAAAUCGGAUAACUCCAAAUUUGAUCCCAGUUUCGUCCGACAUUAUUGGAAGGAAAUGCUCGAGUGUUUGGAAGCGAUUCACGAAUAUGACAUUGUUCAUUCGGAUCUGAAGCCACACAAUUUUGUUCUUGUCCAAGGACGACUCAAACUCAUCGACUUCGGAAUCGCCAAUGCCAUUCAGACCGAUGAGACUGUUAACGUCCAUCGAGAAACACAAAUAGGGACACCAAAUUACAUGUCACCUGAGUCUUUGAUGGAUCAAAAUGCAAAGCCUGAUGCAAGGGGACGGAUACCAAACGAGCCAAAGCUGAUGAAACUUGGCAAGCCCAGCGAUAUAUGGAGUUUAGGCUGCAUUCUCUAUCAAAUGACCUACGGGCGUGCACCGUUUGCGCACAUUCAGAACCCGAUGCAACGAUGUCAAGCAAUCAUCAACUUCAACUAUGCCAUAGAAUAUCCUUCCACUGGCGUUGGAGGUGUUCCCGUCCCAGCCGCUCUCAUCAAGACGUUGAAAAAGUGUCUGAAUAGAGAUCAGUUCCAGCGGCCUUCGGCUACGGAACUACUCAAGGACAGUGAUCCUUUUCUGAAUCCGAUCGAGUGCAGCGAUGCUGCCUUGCCUAUCACCGAGGAGCUUCUAGGCAGGAUUCUUUUGAACGUCGCAGCCAAGAUCAAAGACAGGAACCCGACUGAAGCAGAGUUGUUGCAGUCAUGGCCACAUGGCUACUUUGACAGGCUGAGGAAGAACUUGGCGGAAGGGCGAGGCUUAUAGGGAGUUUGUUUAUUACUUGGUGUUUUGUUUGAUUACUGUAUGGGUCUACUUGUUGGAUAGGGAGUUCUGAAGAGCAGCUUGUUCAAAAAGAGGGAGGUUCUUUCACAUCUGCGAUUAGCGUGUUGGCGUUCUAGGAAUGCCACGGCAUGGGUAUACCAUCUUUAAAAGUGUACUUAUUUCUUGGGAGGAUACGAGAGUAUGAAGUCUCCAAUUC
Mollisia scopiformis is the source of this 2910-nucleotide messenger RNA. RefSeq names its product kinase-like protein. The transcript is spliced from 2 exons. NCBI's taxonomy places the organism in Eukaryota, Fungi, Ascomycota, Leotiomycetes, Helotiales, Mollisiaceae. Gene Ontology annotation, biological process: peptidyl-serine phosphorylation; mitotic spindle assembly checkpoint signaling; chromosome segregation. The coding region runs from base 168 to 2696 and encodes 842 amino acids. Gene Ontology annotation, molecular function: ATP binding; protein serine/threonine/tyrosine kinase activity; protein serine/threonine kinase activity. The record is from RefSeq and is a predicted model, not a curated record. Gene Ontology annotation, cellular component: kinetochore; nucleus; spindle.